Messenger RNA from Anolis carolinensis (green anole), 6835 nucleotides. It is a transcript of the gene hoxa6, whose product is annotated as homeobox A6. The transcript has 2 exons. Gene Ontology annotation, cellular component: nucleus. The coding region runs from base 4958 to 5656 and encodes 232 amino acids. Gene Ontology annotation, biological process: regulation of transcription by RNA polymerase II; anterior/posterior pattern specification. Gene Ontology annotation, molecular function: RNA polymerase II cis-regulatory region sequence-specific DNA binding; DNA-binding transcription factor activity, RNA polymerase II-specific. Lineage: Eukaryota; Metazoa; Chordata; Lepidosauria; Squamata; Anolidae. The record is from RefSeq and is a predicted model, not a curated record.
GAAGGUGAGAAAGGCAGGCAACACAGGCAUGAAUGAACACAGGCGAACCUUGUGAUAGUAUCAGGCAGGGAUAGUACACUGGAGCAGAACAGCCUUUAUAACUAAGACACAUGCCUAUAGAUAUGUAUUUAUACGUAUUGGACUUAGAAUAUAUCAUUGCAAUCGAUCCACCCUCAUUUUCUAUGCUAUCUUUAACCUGCCUGACUUUGGAAAAAAAAUAACCUUCUAAUGAACCUAUACCGGUAGUUAUUCCAUCUUAACAUUGCAUUUGUUCGACAGUAGGUUGUACAUUUAUUUAUUACUGGGUUGUUUAUUUUUUUAAAGAAACAGUCACAUUUAACGCUCCUUUCUUAGAAUCAUCAAAUUGAAAUGUUUAUAUAUUCGUGCGCAUUAUUUGUUUGCCUUUUCGGUAUUUAUUUGCAAUGGAUUUUUAUUAUUAUUUUUAAAAAGACCACUGAAGUGAUGGGUGCAAAGAACUAGACGGCGCCUCACCUUGUUUUGAGUUUCCAGUCGAUGAUUGAUUAUUCUAAUCUCAGUUUGUGAGUUAGAGGGCUUGGUCGUCAGAGGUAUACUGGUGUCAUUUAUACUGCCUAGCGACUGGGAAAUAAUAUUGUGGCCUUUUAACAGCUCUAUUCAUUCAUGAUGUAAAAGCCUUAACUGCAUUACAAAAUAUGGCGCUUUUUUCGAAGGGGGAAAAAUAGAUGAAUGAACUAAUAGGCCGUGUUUAUAUAUAUAUGAAAUAUAGAUGCCGUGAAAGCGCGUCGUUUUUUCAUGUGAUCCUUCCAUUUUGUGUUGCUUUUCUAGAAAAUGGUUUCCUAGGACGAAAACACUUAAACCCUUCCCUUGUUGAAAUUACCCAUUCUGUUUGCUAAGAUAAGAUGGAGUUGCUUUGGUUGUCCAUAAACGAUUGGGGUUUCCUCCGAGCGAGAGGAUAAAGAAUUGCGGGGCAUUGCAUUGCAGUGUGUGCUUGACUGCAACUGCAGAGAAUGUCGGAUUAUUUAUGGUCAAGCAGAGGAGCCGACUCAGUGCUGCCACAGUGUGGCCGACGGUGGUACUGGGCUCAGAGAGGGAAAUACCAAACCCUGCGGGUGAUCUGUCCCUUUAAAAAAAAAACUCUCUCUGUUUAACAUUAAUAACAGCACCCAUAACAAAACAAAACUGGUUUUAAUUGGCCUCCGGAAAUUACAUCCUGUCUGGUUAUGUCAAGAUUGAAAAGAUGUGUGGAGGAGACGUUGGGGAAGGUGGGAACUGGAAGCUAUUUUUCUUUGAACCCAUAUUUUAUAUGGAAUGGGAUGUUUGGACUCGAGCCGCGCCGACCCUGGUUGCUAAUACACGUUCCCUCUAAACAAGGGCUAGGAUUGCGAAGGUCUGUUUGGAUUAGCCUCGGCACGCGAAAGGUGGUUCUCUGUUACCUCUCUCCACAAGAGUGGGAUUUGCAAGUGGAUUUAUACCUUCGGGGGAAAGGGGCUUUUCAGCUUAAGAGGGGAGCGGCCCCUCCGCACCUGUAUUCUAACUUUGUUUGACUUAUGGGGUCGGAUGAAUGGAAACCGGGGUUUUUUCAGGGGGAGGGCAUAAGGGGAGUGCGAGAGGGAGGGAGAGCCCUCCGCCUGUUAAAGUGGUAGUAGCCCUACAUUUGGAAACCGGACUGGAUAAUAUUUGGAAAGAAUUCGCUAGCUGUGCCUGGUUUUGUCUGAACAGGACUUUUCUGGCUCUCUCCCUUCAGGACCUAUGUGUGUUUCUGAGCAUUCUGGAUUUAUCUGAAGUCUUGGGAGAAAGUGCUAUGGAGUAGAUGACCAAAACUAGCCAACUAAUACAUUCAUUGAUGAAUAUUUGUUGGGGAAUCUGAGCUAUUAGACUCAAAAUAACCCUCAGUUGGGAUGAUUCCACCAUAAAUAUAGCAGAGUACUAGACGUAAACUUCAUAACCAGCCUAAACUUAAGUGUGGUGUGAAACCGAACAGUAUUAUUCAUUAAUUGGAUGGCAAUUGAGGGUUUUUUUGCGCUGCGUUUGGAGAAGCCAAGAGGUCCAGUAUUUUCCUACUAUAUAUUCCAAUAUAUUUCUCUGUUUCUCAGUAAGAACGAAACCAAUCCAGAGCAGCGAAAUUUCUUCCUACUUGAUUUGUAUUUACAAGAGCUUUGCUCACGCUUCAGAGUUUGCUAGCUGCUCCUAUUUAUAAUAAUGGUCUGGACGUGGCAUUUGCCUGAUUAAAAUGAACUGGAAGCUAGCCAGGCUAUGAAAGUACUGGCCAUGAAGCAGGGGAAAAAGUUAUCUAUAUACGUGAGGACCCACAGAUUUCACCAAGGACUUUACAUUUACUGAGAUUGAUUAUUGUUGUUUUAUACCUUUAGCUAUUGCUAUAUUUUACUGAUUUUAACCAGGGGGUUUUGUAAAGCGAGAUAUUUAUGUUGGCUGUUAUUGUUUUAUGUUAUUGUUUCUGCAAUGUUUGUAUUUUGUGUGUUUGAACUUUUGAGUGCUUUGUAAGCCGCCCCAGUCCCUCUGGGAAAUGGUGGCGGAUAUAAAUUAAGAUUAUUAUUAUUAUUAUUUACCUAUAACGUCAAACCAAGCACUAUCUCCCCCUUUAAGGAUUAAAUGUAGGUUAAUAUUUACUAAAGCUAGUUUUUGAAACUUUCCCUUCCACUUGGGUCUCUCCUGUUUUGUUAUUCUUUUACAGCAUCUAGCGAAAGUUAUUUAUAUGGGUUCUUAGGAAUGGUUCCUGUUUGUUUUUUUUUGCUUCUAUAUCCACCCCAGCCCCAUACUUUCAAUUGCAUUUAUAGGUGACCCUUUGAGGGGCGAUGGGCGAAUUUCUUUAGAGUGAGAAACAAGAUCAUUGUUGGAGGCAAUCGAGAGCUCGGUGUGAAACUCCAGUUAAGGGACACAAACAAUGCCCACAAUUAGAAAUUUAGGGAGGGUUAAGAGAGAAGAAAGAGCGGGGAUGUUUUAACUCACUGCUGUUUUAUAGAUACCGCAAUCACACUCCGGAAAUGAAACAUAGCAGUUUACAAGAGGCACAAAACCGAUGGCUUUUCGGGCCUAGGGAGAGCCAGUUAGUCCUUUGGAGCCCAUGAAAAGCCCAGGCCCCAAAGAGGCCAGUGUGAAAAGUCUCUGAACAAUUGACCAAAAAGGAAAGUGAGAUUCAACCUUUUGCAGUGCACAUUUAUUUGGAAGCAAGGCCCAAUUAACUCUGGGUGUGUACACACAAAACACAGCCUUGUACUGCUGAAAUUCAUGGGAUCUUUCUGACUUGGCCUGUAGUACUCUCCUCACUUCAACUCUAGAUCCAGUAGUAUAUUGUGAAAUUAUGACCAGGAUUAGAAAACAAAUAAAAACCUCUUGCCUGUCUAAAAAUUAAAUUCACAUUCUAUAACCAUGAAGGUAACAAUAGCUAUUCUAUAACCAUGGAAAGUUGUUGAUUAAAUAAGUAAUAUUUUUACUAAUUCUUGAGAUGCUUGGCUCUGUUGUUUUUCAUCAUCUAAAUCCAGAUACUCAUAGGCCAGAAAUGUGCCUAUCUUACUAUUGAGAUAAAAUACCAAUUAACAGAAACAUGGAGGGGUUUUUUUUUUAAACUAAGACAAUCUGGGCUCUUCGAAGCAACUGAUAAGCGCCUUGAUCUUAUUCAGAUACCUUUGAAGCACAGGCUUGGCCAACAAAUGAACAGAGGUAACAGCAAACACCACAACAGUGUGGAGAGACACCACUUCCUGUCUGGUUCGUGAUCUACCGAUCAAACGAUCGAGUUCAGCUUUAAGAGAUAAGCUUAGCCUCGGAAGGGUUGCAAAAGGCAACAAGAGAUCAGUUCCGCUUCCUUGUUGAUCCAGAAAACUAAGCGCAGCUGGACGUUACACUUCGCUCCUUAUAUUCCGGUGGGAAACAAUUUCAGAUUGUUUAAAGGGUUCAAGGAAGAGGAGCCCGCCUCCUGGAAUCAGGCCUGGUUGAGGAAGGGAGGCACUGGAUGUGUUGUCGAAGGCUUUCAUGGCCGGAAUCACUGGGUUGCUGUGAGUUUUCCUAGGCUGUAUGGUCAUGUUUCAGAAGCAUUCUCUCCUGACACUUCACACUAUAGCAGGCAUCUUAAGAGAUUGUGAGGUCUGUUGGAAACUGGGCAACAUUCACCCUGCCUCAAACAGACAAGAGUUCCUUCUCCCAUCCUGGACAUUCCACAGAGAUAUAAAUCCCACUUGCAUCGUUUCCAACAGACCUCACAACCUCUGCCAUAGAUGCAGGCGGAACGUCAGGAGAAAAUGCUUCUGGAACAUGGCCAUACCGCCCGGAAAACUCUAAAAACCCGUAACCAGGUUGGAAAUCUUCCUAUUCAAGAACAGCGAAAGCUCCACAACUUAAAAGAGGCCAAACAAGGACAUUGGCGGGUCCUGAUGCUUUUCCUAUGUGUGGAUCUUGGGAGGUGAAGGGCUGGAGAAGGGAGGAUUUCCUUAGGGACGCUGGUUUGUGCCUCACUUUGUAAAAGGAUUUCCUUCCGGAUGGAAGGUGCUCCUUGCUCUCUCGGCAGCCCUCCCUGGGUGUGUUGACUUAUUUCCAGCCCCGUCUCCUUCCCAGACACGCAGACAUGUGCACCCCCCCUCCCCAGUUCUCCUCCAGGAGCGACCCUGCUCCUCUCCCCUCCCCUCCCCGUUCCUUGGGCAUCUUCGCCGCCCCAUCGCUCCCGCAACUAACUCCUCCUUUGGGCGACCAUUGGCACCGCGCUGCCCCAUCCAUCUGCCGGGCUCCGGAGGUGGGGAGGGUGUUGUUUGUAACUUUGCUGCCUCGGUGGCGGCGGAUCCCAGGGGAGAAGGCCCUCCGCCGCUCUCUCAUUGGACGCCCGGCCGUCAGCUGGUGCUAUUUGCUGCUGUCGCUUUUGGCGCUCGGCCAUCCAGAAACAAACCCCUCGCAUGACUACUAAUAGUUAUAUAGCCAGAUGUACUAAUACACAACAAAUCACGGGUAUUCCGGGACCUGGGGAGCUUCCAUGAGUUCCUAUUUCGUGAAUCCCCCUUUCCCGGGGAGCUUGCCCAAUGGGCCCGAGACUCCCUUCCUGGGGCAGCUGCCCCUCUACCCGGCGGGCUACGAGGCGCUGAGGCACUUCCCCACCUCCUAUGGGUCCGGAAGCUUGCCGGACAAGACCUACUCCUCCCCUUGCUUCUACCAGCAGUCCAGCAACACCACAGUCAUCUCCUGCAACGACUAUGGCGCCUCGUGCUUCUACUCGGAGAAGGAGCUGGGCGGGGGCGCUUCCUCCUCGCCCAAGCCCCGGGCCCACCACCCAGGGGACUACCUGCCCUGCUUCGCCAACGCCAACCAGCCCUACAAGCCCGAGGCAGGCCCCCACAAAACCCUCAGCGAGGAAGGCAGCGACCGGAAGUACGCCAACCCUGUUUAUCCCUGGAUGCAAAGGAUGAACUCCUGCGCGGGUACAGUGUAUGGGACGCACGGGAGACGGGGCAGACAGACCUACACCCGGUACCAAACCUUAGAAUUAGAGAAGGAAUUCCAUUAUAACCGCUAUUUAACCAGAAGGCGACGGAUUGAGAUUGCCAAUGCCCUCUGCCUUACUGAACGACAGAUUAAAAUCUGGUUCCAAAACAGGAGGAUGAAGUGGAAAAAAGAAAGCAAGUUGAUCAAUUCCACUCAGCCCGGAGAAGAAUCAGAGGAAAAGCCAGGGGAGUAAAAUCAUGCUUUUCAAAAAAGUUGCCACCUCUUUCCCCUUUCCCAUGCCUCUCGGUUAUGUUCCUCCUUCCAGUACAAUCCUCUGCAAUUAUUAUUAUUAUUAUUAUUAUUAUUAUUAUUAUUAUUAUUAUUAUUAUUAUUUUCAGCCUAAGGACUCUCAAAGGCUUGAUGAAAAUAUAUGCCUAUUUAUAGCUCUCUAUAUAUUUGCAAUUAACUGUGAAAUCUUGUCUAGAGCAUUAUUGACUGUAAAAGUGCGUGAUGUACAUAGUCGGGUCUACAACGUAUAGGGUGUUUGGAGUCUAGAUUUUUUUUUUUUUACAAAAUGCAUUCAGUGUUCAACAUUUGAAAGUCAGCAGUUGGACGGUUUGGCUUCUAGAAACACAUAAAAGGCCAGUAGGUUCAAAGGGAAACCUCCAAUUUCUAGAGAGACGAGUUCUCCAGCCUCUUAUUUAUGACUCUGCUGCUAACUAGGGAUAGACUUAUUGUUGCUUAUUGUUCUCCCCCUUUUCAUCUCAGACCAAAAACCCAUUUAUUCCCGCAAUUUCAGCUGAUUUCAAGGUGGCUUAUUUAAAUAAGUUGCCUGCCGCCAUGGCAACUUUAAGGAAUUAUAAAUGUUAUGGAUUGGGAAGCGGGAAAGAUAUAAUUAUUUGCAGGUAUAAUUUGAAUCUAGAAUUAGAGACAACACUUCUCCCUCUCCCAAUAAAAGGGGAGGGGACAUUUCAGCACCUUUUUUGUUGGAUGGAGCUGUUGAUAUGAAUAAUUAAGAGAUUCAAAAUUUAAAAAAAUACUCCCAAGUCUUGCCUUUCUUCCCCACAGUCAAACUACAGGGUGGAAAAAAUAUUUUAAAAUUGGAGGGAGUAUAUCUGCAGGCCAGCAGUGAGUGAGUAAAAUAAUUAUGCAUCAUAGAGGUUUUUCCUCCCCUUUGGACACUGUUAAAUUCCAGUCUCAGUGCUUUUCAAAAUCUAAAUCCAGCCAUGAUAAUGAUGAAAAAGGGUAGAAGGCGGCACACGACGUGGUGUUAAUCCCCAGUACAGUGCAAAUGUAUGUUCGUAUGAGUGUUUGGCGUCCAUUAUGUAUAUGUCUAUGUAUAUAUAGAAACCUGAAAAAAUCUUUUAUUGAUGCUAUGAAAUCUUGACCGCUGGGGCCACGGCUCUGGAUAUAAAUAAAAGCGAUAGAAUGA